Humulus lupulus (European hop) is the source of this 3563-nucleotide messenger RNA. RefSeq names its product probable RNA-dependent RNA polymerase 5. Gene Ontology annotation, cellular component: nuclear RNA-directed RNA polymerase complex. The record is from RefSeq and is a predicted model, not a curated record. Gene Ontology annotation, biological process: siRNA processing. Lineage: Eukaryota; Viridiplantae; Streptophyta; Magnoliopsida; Rosales; Cannabaceae. Gene Ontology annotation, molecular function: RNA-directed RNA polymerase activity. The transcript is spliced from 20 exons. The coding region runs from base 209 to 3250 and encodes 1013 amino acids.
CUUUUCUUUUUCCCCAAUUUUACACUAAAAAUUUCUGCUCAGAAAGAAAGCGAGACAGUACCACCACCCCAAUAAUGCUCACUCACCCUCGGCAGUCCGCACUCAGUCCUUCCUAGCUUUAGGCACGCCUAUAUCACGUGACCAGUACACACGCAGUGCUGCCACGUAAGCAUAAGCGUACGGAAAGUCCGUACGAAAAAAAACGGCCAUGGAUGACCUAGAACUUGGCACGGGAGUGCCUCUUCCUCGUUCGGUGGAGGAGAUGCUGGAGAGGAUUUGCUUAAGUCAGAACCUGGCACCGGCGGACGACCUGGCAAGGCGAAAGUUGGCUGCCGCCGGAGAAGAGUUAGCACUAGAAAAGCUCAGGAGGAUCGCCAAUUGUAAGGUUAAGAACCUCUCUAAAUUUAUAAUGCACAUGUUGUCGCAAUCUCGAUCUCCUUCGCAGUCUCCUCCUCCUCCUCGCAAAAGGAAUCGUAUCCCCGACUCUCAUUCUCCAACCGGGUCGCCCUCUUGUUCUCCCAACACUCGUAGGGUCUGCCUUUUUAAGAAUCCGCGAGGUACAGGUGGUCCCAUUCCUUGCUCGCUCAAUGCAGAGACAGAGACUGAGACUUCCAGACAACCCAGAGAAAUGACUCAAGCAGAAGCAGCGUUAGAAGCUUUGGGAGAAUUGGAGUUUAAUAAGCAGUUCUUAAUCCUAAACUACACUGCCGGAAAUGAGCUUCAUAAGGUUGCAACGGCUGACGAUAUUAGGAAGCUGAAACAUCUUACGAUGGUACGGUUCGAAGCAGAAGUAUGGAGACUCUUUGGUCAAAAAUACGUCAAAAAAGAAGAUCGUCGCAUGUAUGACGAUUGGGAUGAUGAAAGAAGAACGUAUAUCUAUGAUUGCUAUGUUUCUACGGAAGGAAGUUACAGAUUCAAGGGCCCCUUUCUCAGCAACACAAAAACUCACCUACAAAAGGUUCUAGGAGAUGACAAUAUUUUAAGAGUAAAGUUUGCUGAGGAGGCGAAUGAAAAUUCUGGUAUUGAUUCACAUGAUCAUUACUUUGCUGGUUAUAGGAAGAUAGCAAGAGAAGGGAUCAAAGUUGGUUUGCGCCGGUAUUGCUUUUUCGUUUUUAAAGAUGGUGGAAAUCAAGAGAAGAGGAAAAAUCCAAAUUCAUCACCUGUGAAGUGUUUCUUUAUUCGCAUCCAUUCAGAUGCACAAAUUGAUCAAAAGGUUCCUUAUUGUUUAUCUAACAAAACGAUUUCUGAAGCAAGAAAGCUAUUUAUGCAUGCACAUACAGUGUCUAGUGUGGCCAACUAUAUGGCUAGGUUUUCACUAAUUUUGUCAAAGACAUACAGCUUAAAUAUUGAUCUAUCCUCUGUAGAUAUCGAUAUAAUUGAAGACAAAUACUGUGUGGAUGAACAUGGUAAGCGCAUGUCUAGAGAUGAAAAACCACUCAUUCAUACAGAUGGAACUGGUUUCAUAUCAGCGGAUUUGGCUGUGAAGUGUCCAAAAAAUUUACAUGAGGGGAGACUUCUUAAAGAUGAGGAUACUGAGAUACUCCUCAAUCUUAAUUGUGAUGAGCAUGAGGACAAUGUUAUGGAAACAAUUGAGCAAGGAAUUGAGACACAAGAACCACCUAUGCUGAUGCAGUUCCGCUUGUUUAACAAUGGCUAUGCUGUUAAAGGAACCUUUCUUGUGAGCAAGAUGCUUGAACCCAAAACAAUCAAGAUUCGACAUUCCAUGGUAAAAGUUGUGCCAGAUCCAGAACUUAAGAAUAUUCCUACAAAAAACUCGUUGGAAGUAAUUGGAACAAGUAAUCGACCAAAGAAAGCUUAUUUUUCAAGGAAUUUGAUUGCACUCCUAAGCUACGGAGGGGUCCCAAAUAGAUUCUUCAUUGGUUUACUUAGGAAGGCUUUGAAAGAAGCUCAUGGUGCUUUCAGGAACAAGUCUGCCGCAAUGAGAGUUGCUAUGAACCGUGGGGUUAUGGACAAGGAUUCAACUGUUGAAAGAAUGAUUUCUUGUGGUAUUCCUCUUGAAGAGCCCUAUUUGCAACAUCGUCUCUCUAUACUUCUUAAGGAGCAAAAGCUGAGCCUCAGAGGGGGGAAGCUUUGUGCUGAUGACAGUUAUUAUUUAAUGGGAACAGCUGAUCCCACUGGCAAACUUAAAAGUGAUGAAGUUUGCAUUGUGCUUGACAAUGGACAAGUUUCUGGAAAGGUGUUGGUGUAUCGGAAUCCUGGAGUUCACUUUGGUGAUGUUCACGUUUUAAAGGCUACUUAUGUGGAGGAGCUGGAAUCUUUUGUUGGAAAUGCAAAGUAUGCUAUUUUCUUUUCCAGGAAGGGACCAAGGUCAAUUGCUGAUGAGAUUGCAGGUGGAGAUUUUGAUGGAGACAUGUAUUGGAUCUCAAGAAAUCCCGAGCUAUUGCAACAUUUUAAGCCAAGUGAACCUUGGAGUCCAAAUCCCUCGAUACGCAAGGUUGAAGGUAAAACACCUACGGAGUUUUCAGAUGAAGACUUAGAGGAUGAGCUUUUUAAAUUGUUCUUGACGACUAGAUUCAAACCAAGUUAUGCAAUGGGAGAGGCAGCAGACAGCUUGACAGCAUUAAUGGAUCGAGUUUUGACUCUGGGAGAUGACUGUGCCGAAGAAAAAACCAUUGUCAAGGACAAGAUAAGCAAGUUAGUUGACAUAUACUAUGAUGCAUUGGACGCUCCUAAGAAAGGAGCAAAGGUUGAGGUUCCAAAAGAUCUGAAAUCGAAAAGCUUUCCUCAUUAUAUGGAAAAGAGAAAUAGUUACACCUCUACGUCCAUUCUGGGAAAGAUUUACGAUGAGGUGAUAGAAUAUCAAGCAGAGGAUCAUUCAAGCAAAGAGAUAUGGAAGCUGGCCCAUUUCGAAGUUGAUGUCCCUCGAGACUGCUUGAACAGAUGGAGUUCACACUACGAAGAAUACAGGAAAGAAAUGACCAAUGCCAUGAAGAACGAUGAUCGCGAUGUCAAAAACCAGAGUACUAAUCAGAUCAAAAGAAAAUAUAAGAUGAUACUUUAUGAGGCAGAAGAAUUUGAAGACAGUAAAAGGAAUAUAGAUGAGAUACAUAACGAGGCACUGGCAAUAUAUCAUUUGAGUUAUGACUAUGCCAAAAGUAGAGGUGGUGCCAGUUAUUGUUCAUUUGCAUGGAGCGUAGCAGGUCCAGCCCUCUACAACAUUCUCAUCUCCAAACAAGCUGGUGAAAAGGCCAUCCAAUGUCUCCCUUCUGUCUUACGGGAGCUGAUUUAAUCAAAUCAACAAUUGCAUAUUAAGUAGAAGUAGUGCUAAUAGUAUAUAAUCUAUAUAUGCAAUGUUUGUAAUUGAAAGGUAACUUAGUUAUGUGGCAAUUGUAUGAUUUCCCUAUAUAAUUAUGUCAUAUCAAUUGUCACGGCCAUUUAUGUUCAAUGUUUCUAAGUUCUCUUUCAUUUGUCAAACCUUGUGGUAAUUUUACUGUAAGCUUCGUUAUCGAGUAUUGUCCUUCACCGAUUUAUCAAGAAAGUAUAUUUGAGUUGGAUAUAAUAUAACGAUGAUAUUAUUAAUAAUAGAUUUGUGGCAUUUAUAA